AUGUUAGAAGGGGAUGCUCUCAAUGUGGUCAAAGAUAUCAACUCAGAGGCAAAGGACUGGAGCUCAGUAGGAUUGAUUAUACAAGACAUCAAGGCUGAACUUCAGAACUUGGAGUAUGGAUCGGGUACCUCUACGCCAACACAAUACGCACAAACCAAAUCACAAAAAGAGAGAGUAGGAGAGAUGGAAAUCAUGAAUGCAGGAAUGGGAGAAACAAGUUAUGCAAUGAACUCCAAAGUUCAGCUAAAGGUGAUAUCUAUGACGAUGCCCAUCAUGGAGGAAGCUAUAACCAAUCUCUACUACAAUGCUUCACCAAGAAGCCUAGUCAUUGCAGACUUGGGUUGUUCUUCUGGACCUAAUACUUUGUUUGCAGUUUCUGAACUUAUCAAGGUAGUGGAAAAGCUUCGCCAACAACAAGGCCAACCAUCAGCUGAAUAUCAAGUGUUCUUGAAUGACCUUCCAGAAAAUGACUUUAACGUCAUAUUCAACUUAUUGCCAAGCUUCCAUAAAAAGUUUAGCUCUCAACUGGGGGUGGAUGCUAGUCCAUGUUUCAUCUCGGGAGUUCCAGGUUCCUUUUAUGGCAGGCUUUUUCUCAAAAAGAGUCUCCAUUUUACCUUUUCUUCAUAUAGCCUCCAUUGGUUAUCUCAGGUUCCUGAAUUCUGCUUGGAGAAUAACAAAAGGAGCAUUUAUAUCUCAAGCACAAGCCCUCCAAAUGUGGCAAAGGCUUACUAUGUGCAGUUUCAAAAAGAUUUCUCAAUGUUUUUGAAGUCUCGUGCAGACGAGUUGGUGGAAGGAGGGCGAAUGGUUUUAACGUUUAUGGGGAGAAAAAGCGAGAAUCCAUCCAGCAAAGAGUGUUGUUACAUUUGGGAGGUUUUAGCUAUCGCACUCAGUGACAUGGUCGAUAAGGGACUUAUUGGAGAAGAAAAACUAGACUCCUUCAACCUACCUCACUAUGCGCCAUCUGCGUCAGAAGUGAAAUCUGUAGUUUUGAUGGAGAAUUCUUUCUCUAUUGAUCGCUUGGAGGUUACUGAACUCAAAUGGAGUACUAUAUUUGGUGAGCGCAACUUGUCUGAGGCACUUGCCGAUAGUGCAAUGUGCGUAAGAGCUGUGGCCGAACCUUUUCUUGUUAGUCAUUUUGGAGAUGCAAUCAUAGAGGAGGUUUUCCGCAAGUACAAAGAAAUUCUUGCUGGAAGCAUUUCCAAAGAGAGCAGCAGCAUCAUGAAUGUGACUAUUUCCCUGACAAAAAAAGGAUAAUCGUUAUCUGGGUGUUUACAUAUAUAUGGCCUUUCUGGACCAACUAAGUAAUAAUAUGUACGUUGUAUUUCUCAGCUUUUCUAAUUACGCUCCAGAUCAUCAGGCCUAGCUAUAUCUUUUUAUGUACUGUGGGAUUGUUAAUGAAAUAAUUUGUGCGUGAC
Molecule: messenger RNA, 1415 nt
Organism: Juglans regia (Persian walnut)
Lineage: Eukaryota; Viridiplantae; Streptophyta; Magnoliopsida; Fagales; Juglandaceae
Product: salicylate carboxymethyltransferase-like
Exons: 5
Coding region: 1-1254 (417 amino acids)
Biological process (GO): methylation
Molecular function (GO): S-adenosylmethionine-dependent methyltransferase activity
Source: RefSeq, a predicted model, not a curated record